GUGAAAGCGCAGGCGGUCUCGAGCACGGGGGCGGUUCCCCGCUGGGCCCAGAGCCUGAACCGGAGCCAAUCGCGCAGCCGAGACAGCUGCCAAUCACACGGUUCCCUCCAAUCCCACCCGUGCCAUUUCCAAAAACUCGGUCCCACUGUGCAGCUCAAAUGUGGUGUUCACUCUGCCAAUCGCUGGAGGAUAGAAAGGGGACAAGAAUAAGCAGUUAGGAGGCCAGGACACAAGAAGUUAAAGAGCGCCUAAUAUAUACAUGUUUUUGAAGGCGGGCAGAGGGGAAAAAAGUGUCCCCAGCGAGGGUCUAUGGGCCUGAUUGUAUAGUUAUGAUGGAGCCCCCUUUGAGCAAGAGGAACCCGCCAGCGCUGAGAUUAGUGGAUUUGGCAACGGCUCAGACCCAACAGCUUCAGAAUAUGACAGGAUUCCCGGUGCUGGCCGGCCCGCCCGCCCACUCCCAACUCCGCGCCGUCGCCGCGCAUCUCCACCCGCGGGACCCAGACACUGACCCCGGCGCGGCCAGCACUGCGCUCGGACCCGAGCACAUGGCACAGGCCAGUGGGCACGGCCCCAGCCCUCCCGCUCAGCCGCCAGCGCCCGCGCCGCACCCGCACCACCCCCACCUCCCGGGGGCGGCCGGGGCCUUCCUGCGCUACAUGCGGCAGCCAAUCAAGCGGGAGCUCAUCUGCAAGUGGCUGGACCCGGAGGAGCUGGCCGGGCCGCCGCCCGCGGUCAGCGGCGCCAAGCCCUGCUCCAAAACUUUCGGCACCAUGCACGAGCUGGUGAACCACGUCACUGUGGAGCACGUGGGCGGCCCGGAGCAGAGCAGCCACGUCUGCUUCUGGGAGGACUGUCCGCGCGAAGGCAAGCCCUUCAAGGCCAAGUACAAGCUCAUCAACCACAUCCGCGUGCACACCGGCGAGAAGCCCUUCCCCUGCCCGUUCCCGGGCUGCGGCAAGGUCUUCGCGCGCUCCGAGAACCUCAAGAUCCACAAGCGCACUCAUACAGGGGAAAAGCCUUUCAAAUGUGAAUUUGAUGGUUGCGACAGGAAGUUUGCCAACAGCAGUGAUCGAAAGAAGCACUCCCAUGUCCACACCAGCGACAAGCCGUACUACUGUAAGAUUCGAGGCUGUGAUAAAUCCUAUACCCACCCGAGCUCUCUGAGGAAGCACAUGAAGAUCCACUGCAAGUCCCCCCCACCUUCUCCAGGAGCCCUUGGUUACUCAUCAGUGGGGACUCCAGUGGGUGACACUUUGUCCCCUGUGCUGGACCCAACCAGGAGUCGAUCCAGCACUCUGUCCCCUCAGGUGACCAACCUCAAUGAGUGGUACGUUUGCCAGGCCAGUGGGGCCCCCAGCCACCUCCACACACCUUCCAGCAACGGAACCACCUCUGAGUCUGAAGACGAGGAAAUGUACGGGAAUCCUGAAGUCGUGCGGACGAUACAUUAGAAUGGUUAUUAAUAAGUGAUAGUAAGUGGGAGCCCUUGGACCACAUCCUAACCUGAGACAAUGCCGAGCCUGAGACAAGCUGGUGACUCAGACUUGCAACCGGGUCUAAUUAGCCCUAUUUAUUCAGUAUGAAACCCUAUGGUGUUUAUACAUUUAAUUAAUUUAAUUAAGAUAUUUUGUUUUUUUUUUCUUUCUCCUAAAAA
Myodes glareolus (Bank vole) is the source of this 1654-nucleotide messenger RNA. The record is from RefSeq and is a predicted model, not a curated record. NCBI's taxonomy places the organism in Eukaryota, Metazoa, Chordata, Mammalia, Rodentia, Cricetidae.